AUGGCAGACUACCACCCUCCAGCACCCAAACUUCAGGAGCAAGACCUCAAGGGCAAGGACAAGGUCGCGAUAGUAACCGGCGCAACCAAAGGCAUCGGCCGCUCCAUUGCCCUCUCCCUCGCAACCCGCGGCUGCUCCAUCCUAGGCACCUACUCCUCCCCAGAGUCAGCCCAUCUCUUCGACACCCUCACCCACACAGUCCAAGGCCUCCACUCCACCCCUUUAGAUGCCCCCAAAAUGCGUGGUGUAGUCGCCGACAUCACAACCCUACCCUCCAUCAGCGCCAUCCUCACUUCUCUAACUGACCACUUUCACAGCCAAAAGCUCAGUAUCGUCGUCUUCAAUGCGUCUUUUAAUACAAGACCGCGUGUGGGGGCAGCUUCUGAACACGACAUUUCGAGUUCGUUGACGGGAAACUUGCAUUGGCCGAUUGUUGUCAUGGAGAACUUGGUGAGGCAGAACAUGUUUACGGAGAAUAGUCGCGUUGUGGUUAUUUCCUCGGAUCGCGUUCGUGAUCCGUCACCGGGCUCGGGCUUGUUCAAUGCGACGCGUGCUGCCAUGGAAUCCCUUGUGAGGUCUUGGGCUACUGAGCUCCCAUACGACUUCCCUGGGACCACUGUGAACGCUGUGUCUGUUGGUUUGACGGAUACACCCGGGCUGCGGUCCUUUCCUCCUGCUGCGGUUGAAGCGUUGAAGGAGCAAAGAUUGAAGAAGGUCAAGGUAGUGGAGGGAGGGAGAAUGGGGUACGCCGAAGAUGUAGCCGAUGUUGUGGAUUGGUUGUGGUGGUACAUGUCUAAUGGCGUCAAAGUGUCGUAA
Molecule: messenger RNA, 816 nt
Organism: Pyrenophora tritici-repentis Pt-1C-BFP
Lineage: Eukaryota; Fungi; Ascomycota; Dothideomycetes; Pleosporales; Pleosporaceae
Product: FabG, Dehydrogenase with different specificities (related to short-chain alcohol dehydrogenase)
Source: RefSeq, a predicted model, not a curated record